Populus euphratica (Euphrates poplar) is the source of this 1286-nucleotide messenger RNA. RefSeq lists its product as uncharacterized. The transcript has a single exon. The coding region runs from base 99 to 1157 and encodes 352 amino acids. Lineage: Eukaryota; Viridiplantae; Streptophyta; Magnoliopsida; Malpighiales; Salicaceae. The record is from RefSeq and is a predicted model, not a curated record.
CAAAUCAACAAUAUUCCCACCAAACCACCAUAAACCAACUCUUCAAAGCCCCUCGUGCACGCUCCCUCUGUCUCUCAAACUUGCCUGAGAGUUCUCCAAUGUUUCUGCUGAAAAGCAUAAACUAUUUCAACAACAUGAUCCCAGCAUGUUUCAGCGAUCCCAGCACGCUCUCAAGUGCCUCUCAAGUGCCUCAAAAUCUCAUAACAUGUAUCUACCAAACUCAGCUCUGCAACUCACCAACCUAUCUCACGCUCGCUUGGUCAAAAACCCUCUUCUCUCACUCCCUAACCAUCUGCGCAGCAGAUUCUUUCUCCAUCACCAUCUCUCUGUAUUCAUCAGCCUUUUCUUUCUUUAGAAACAAACCAGGCUCCAAAUCCAUCUACUUGACCCACCACCAUUAUAAGAAAAUCAAGCUUUACUGGGACUUCACUAGAGCUGAAUUCACUCACAACUCGGCGGAGCCGGAAUCUCGCUUCUACAUUGCCAUUUCUUGCAAUGCAAGAUUGGAAUUCUUGCUAGGUGAUCUGUGCCCCGAGUUGACUAGGAGGUCGGGGCUGGUCAUAGCUCGCCAACUGGGUGAACCGGCUCUGUUGUCUCGGAGGGAGCAUGUGUUUGGGCUCAGGAGUUAUGUGUCCAGGGCUAAUUUCUUGGGGUCCAAGCAUGAAAUUGAAAUAGAGUGCGGUGGGGGUGUGCUUGUAGUAAAAGUUGAUGGUAAAAUUAGUCUUGUUAUCAAGAGGUUGGCUUGGAAAUUCAGAGGCAAUGAAAGAAUUCAUGUUGGCGGGCUAGAAGUUGAAUUCUUUUGGGAUGUGUUCAAUUGGGUCAACAACAACAACAAAUGUAACAAUUACACCAGUCUUGGCAGUGCUACCAAAGGUCAUGGUGUGUUUAUUUUUCAAGUUGGUGAUGGUGGCGUGUGGCCUGAAAUGGUUGGUCCAGAGAAGAGACUGAUCAGGAAGAGCAUGUCCAUGGCAGGGCCUACAUCGACUCCGCGGCCAAUGUCCUUGUCAUCACCUUCUCCGUCGUGCUCUAGUGUGUUGCAAUGGGCGGAGGAGAGUGGUGAUUGUGGGAGAAGCUCAUGUUCUUCAUCCACUACCAGGUCAUGUGGGAGCAACAGUGGAGGGUUCUCUUUGCUGUUGUAUGCUUGGAGGAAGGAUUGAAGCCUGAAAAUGUGGAUUCUUCAACGAGCUUUCAAAUUUGUGGAUCAUUGAUACCUAUUUAUUUGUUAAAGUGUUUGGAUUUUGAAAAUGCUUCAAAUUAAUACGUGUUGUGUUUGCUGGUUUUUUAAA